Messenger RNA from Staurois parvus, 400 nucleotides. NCBI's taxonomy places the organism in Eukaryota, Metazoa, Chordata, Amphibia, Anura, Ranidae. The record is from the annotation of a GenBank genome assembly.
GCGGUGGACGUGGUAUACUUGGACAGAGAGGUGGCGGUGGACAUGGUAUACUUGGACAGAGGGGUGGUGGUGGACGUGGUGGUGGACGUAGUAUACUUGGAAAGAGUGGUGGUGGUGGACAUGGUAUACUUGGACAGAGGGGUGACGGUGGACGUAGUAUACUUGGACAGAGGGGUGGCGGUGGACGUGGUAUACUUGGACAGAGGGGGGUGGCAGUGAACAUGGUAUAUUUGGACAGAGAGGUGGCGGUGGACGUGGAAUACUUGGACAGAGGGGUGGCGGUGAACGUGGUAUACUUGGACAGAGGGGUGGCGGUGGACGAGAUAUACUUGGACAGAGGGGUGGCGGUGGACGUGGUAUACGUGGACAGAGGGGUGGCGGUGGACGUGGUAUACUUGAA